Messenger RNA from Scatophagus argus, 1331 nucleotides. It is a transcript of the gene uprt, whose product is annotated as uracil phosphoribosyltransferase (FUR1) homolog (S. cerevisiae). The coding region runs from base 56 to 829 and encodes 257 amino acids. The record is from RefSeq and is a predicted model, not a curated record. The transcript has 7 exons. NCBI's taxonomy places the organism in Eukaryota, Metazoa, Chordata, Actinopteri, Scatophagidae.
AAGGACACCUGGAUUUAGCACAGUUUUAAGGGAAAUCCUCAAUCUCGCACUCGGGAUGCCAUGCCACAACCAGCAACUAAACAGUGUCAGCAGUGGCCAGGAGCACCCAAUGAAGCAAGUACGAUUUGCGAACAGCAACAGCAGCAGUGUGCCAACGGUGCUGUCCAACCCUGAGCCAACUGAUGCCACCAUACAUCCUGUCAGCCAAGAUAACCUGGGACCUCAACUUAAACUGCUCCCCUUGAAUGACCAAAUCCGUGAAUUACAGACUAUAAUCAGAGACAAAACAACCAGCAGAGGAGACUUUGUGUUUUGUGCUGAUCGAUUGAUCAGACUAGUAGUUGAAGAGGGUUUGAAUCAGCUGCCCUACUCAGAGUGCACUGUGACCACACCAACAGGGUACAAGUAUGAAGGUGUCAAGUUUGAAAGAGGCAACUGCGGAGUCAGCAUAAUGAGGAGUGGUGAGGCCAUGGAGCAGGGUCUCCGGGACUGCUGUCGCUCCAUCCGGAUUGGCAAGAUCCUCAUUCAGAGCGAUGAGGAGACACAGAAAGCCAAAGUCUACUAUGCCAAGUUCCCUCCAGAUGUAUACAGAAGAAAAGUGCUGCUCAUGUACCCCAUCCUGAGUACAGGAAACACUGUGAUUGAGGCAGUGAAGGUGCUGAUAGAGCACGGAGUUCAGCCCAGACAUAUUAUCCUACUCAGCCUCUUCUCCACGCCUCACGGAGCCAAAUCUAUUAUCCAGGAGUUCCCAGAUAUCACCAUCUUGACCACGGAGGUUCAUCCAGUGGCUCCGACACAUUUUGGACAGAGGUACUUUGGCACUGACUAAACCCGGGACAACCUGAAGAACAUGAUCGGCUUCACUGCUUUGAGUAUAUUUUGUCCUGUUUAUAUAUGUAUCUCAUGUUCUCCUUGUUGUGCCAAAUACUGCAACUUUACCUCCAAAGUUCCUAAACUGAUAGAAAAUUACUCUGGUUAAUUGUAUUUAUUACAAUGUGUUUUUGCUGUUUGACGUGUGAAGAAAACAACACUGAACCAUGUAAUGAGUUCAACUUGGAUCAUUUUAUUUUGCAUGUUGCAACAACUGAUGGAAAAUAAAGAGUUUAUAUUUCUUAACAGACAGAACUGCAGUUGAAACAGUAUCGGUACAGUUGAGAGGCAUAGAAAAAGAGAAGCGGCAUAAUCACAUACUCCAAAGAUGUUUCCAAAGGGACCAUACUGUAUGGGCUCUAGCAAUACUGAAGUCCUGUCUGCAAACUGGGUACAAUGUUUUUUCUUUUCAUGUUAUAAAUAUCCUACUACUUGAUUAAAGCACAUUGCUUCAGUAGUUU